This is a messenger RNA of Peronospora matthiolae, 1401 nucleotides long. NCBI's taxonomy places the organism in Eukaryota, Oomycota, Peronosporomycetes, Peronosporales, Peronosporaceae. The record is from the annotation of a GenBank genome assembly.
AUGCGCAUGAGGCUGCGAGCGCCUGACCUCGAGAGCAGCCACGAGGAAAAUGAAGACGAUGGAAACGGCAGCGAGCAAUGUACAACCGAGAGCUGCCACCAGCUGCCGCUAUUGGACGUUGGCUCGCCCGAGUACAUUGAGGAACGACUGGAGAACCUCAAGCGACGUCCCAAGUGGAGAGACUUUCUGGACCAGUACGUGCAGGAUCAUCCAGAGAGCGACAGUGAGUCGGAGACAAGUGACUUGGACGAAGUUCUGGUGCAAGACGCACCUGGUUUCGUCCGCUGGACACUCUGGUCACUGCUGGUUGUGGCACUUGCACCGUUGCUGGUUCUUUGUGCUCCUUUUUUGAGACAUCAGGGAUACGGGUUCUGGCCGUUGGGGUGCCGCUCGAUGAAGGAACUCUUUGGCUGUGCAGUAGCUCAUGUCAUCUCUAUGGUGGGUGGACUUGGACUGCUGUACUGGACCAUUUGUCGCGAAUUGCCGGACGUUUUUCAUGUUGGUAAUACGCUGGUGAAGCUGAAUGCACAAAUUGACGAGAUGCUGCACACGGUGGAGACAUGUCACUUGGCUUUGCUGCAGUGGGAAAGGGCGGUGGCACAGGAAUUGUGUAUGCCUGUGGCUAUUGACGCUGCGUUGCUACUUGUAAAUGUGUACUUGCUGCUGCAUUGUCAUUGUCGACGGGCUAGGUAUCUUAUGGCACUUAUGGUUGUCAUUUUUGUGGCGGACGUCCCUACAAAGUUGUACGAUCUGACGUUCCCAGCUCCAGAGAUUCACGAGGUGGAUCCGAAUUACGCUAUGGUUGAUGAGGAAUUGUUGGUUGCGCUGGAUGGAAAGAAUCUGAAACAGGGUGGAAGCGUUGCCUGGGUAGCUUAUUGGGGCUGCGCAGUCACUUCGAAUGUUGAUGCGUGCGAAACGCAGUUUGUAUCAACGUUUGAAGCCGGUAACGUCGCUGUGACCUUCAAGUCGAUCGAUUAUUUCAUUCCUUGCUAUCGAGAUCCACCAAACCCGCUCAAGGCACAAGAGUAUAAGUGUUUCGAGCAUGUUCGCAUUCGCGUGAAGGACAAGCGAAGUAUUCCUGGGUGGUCCCGAUCGGCGACCCGGUCUUUGAUCAUUUCGCAACCAGCAGAAGCAGUGACAUUGCGUAGCAUUGAACGGUUGGACGGUUUCAAAAUGAUUACAUUCAAGAGUGAAAAAGGAUUGUUGUCCUCCACAGUUAGCCAAGAUGUUGUGGAGGCGCCGAGCAGCAAGCGAAGCAUCGUGGCAUUGAUGGAGUCGAGCGCAUCGAUCGAAAUUCCUGUGCCGCCUGAAUAUGGUGUAACAGAUAACGACGAGCCAUUUGGGCUGGAUACGGAAGGCGUGCGGUUAUCGAGUGAGGGGGAUACUCAGGAAUUGAAAUAG